Messenger RNA from Branchiostoma belcheri (Belcher's lancelet), 2038 nucleotides. Its product is annotated as actin-related protein 2/3 complex subunit 5-like. Gene Ontology annotation, cellular component: Arp2/3 protein complex; actin cytoskeleton; cytoplasm. Gene Ontology annotation, molecular function: actin filament binding. The record is from RefSeq and is a predicted model, not a curated record. NCBI's taxonomy places the organism in Eukaryota, Metazoa, Chordata, Leptocardii, Amphioxiformes, Branchiostomatidae. The coding region runs from base 126 to 581 and encodes 151 amino acids. Gene Ontology annotation, biological process: cell migration; regulation of actin filament polymerization; Arp2/3 complex-mediated actin nucleation. The transcript has 4 exons.
CCGUAAAACCUGAUUGAAAACGAGGCUCCACUUCCGCCAUCUUAGAAAAAACUGGGAGGUGCAUGGUUCACACUUCUGAACUUUGCCAAGUUGUCUCACGGUCGUCCUGCUUUAUCUAAGAAGACAUGUCGAAGAACACCGGGGCAUCGAGGUUUCGGAAGGUCGACGUCGACGAGUACGACGAGAAUAAAUACGAAGAAGACGUCGACGAGUCGCCAACAGGCACCGGACCGAACGAACAGGAAGUGAACGGCCUUCUUCAGCAAGGUGAAAAUGUUGAAGCUUUGAAAAGAGUGUUGUCUAAUCCUCCAACUGGGAGCAAGAACCAGUCAGAAAAGAGCCAAGCAGUGAGCCUGGUGCUGAGGGUUCUCCUAUCCUUUAAGAAGUCGGACAUGGAUAAAGGCAUCAAGGCACUAGACAGCAAACAGCUGGACCUGCUGAUGAAGUACAUCUAUAGAGGCUUUGAGAACCCAACAGACGACAGUAGCAGUAGUACACUCUUGAUCUGGCAUGAAAAGGCAUUUGCAGUUGGAGGACUUGGCUCAAUAGUGCGUGUGUUGACUGACAGGAAAACAGUAUGAUGUCACCAGGGUUCCACCAAUCAUCACAUCACAUCUUCCACUCAAUAAUAAGAAUAAGUCUCUUAGUCAGUCAUGGCAUCCAUUUUGUAUCCCAUGAUUCAUUUGGUAUCAAAGGCAGAGAUUACACCAUGCUUGACCGUGUCAGAAAAAGAGAGCCCAUGUAUAGAAGUGCCAUAAAAUUUUUGAUCUGACAUCUGAAUUUGUAACUCUGUAUUUCUUGCAUUUCAUAAGCAAAUUUUUAUCUUCUAAGUCAGAUGAAGCCCUUCCACACAAGCAAACAGAGGGACAGGUCCUGAAGGCAGCCCUGGUCCUGAUGCUUUUCAGAUUUACAUUGUUAAACUGUAUUUGUUUGGAUCACAUGAAAGAUUUUGACUUAAAAGUCGAAAUAAUUGAAAACGUGAGAGUCCCUACCUACUGACACAAAUUUUUCAGGACUGAAAUCGGAAACAGCUUUUUUUUUGCAUUGACCAUGUACCCAUGCUUGAUUGAAAACUUUUACAUUAUUACUGGUGUGCAUGGUUCUAUAACAAUAAUUACUAGUACCUGCAGUUGUUUUAGUUCAUUGAGAAGAAACAAAUGUAAAGUAUAGUGUUUUUAUGGUGGAAUCAAAAAGGUUGAACAGUGUUGUAAUCUUUGCACUUGAUGCUAAUAAUAAUAGAUGAGGUUAUGGGAUAGGUGCCCCUUAUAUGCAAUGUACAUUUUAUGGUACUUUCGUAAUAAGUAAUUAUAUUAUAAUCAGUACCUUUAAGCGGUAGAAAUAUCCUACCAAUCAAUUGUGUAUCCUGUAAUAAGAUAUCUUCUUUAGCACGUUAUGAUAUAAAAGAUUAUAUAAGCUGGGUUACAUUCAAUGGUGUACUUAGUAUCAUUUAUUUGGAGAUGCGGCAUUCCCUAUUGUUGAAUUAGGCCUCUGAUGUUUUGACUUUUACACUCUGUCUCAUGUGUUACAGUGAAUUGGUAAAAAAAGAGACACCGGUGACUUUUUAAUGUUUCUAUCAGAAUGGUGGUGUUUAAAAUCAUACCAUGUAAUGUCCCAUAAAACUACAAUGAGUUUCCUUAAUUUAGAUUCCCUAAAGCAUGCCUAUAUUCCUUAGAAUGUAGCAACCAGAUCUUUUCUUGGACUUAGGGUAACACUGUGUUUGAUAGCAAGCUGUCUUUCAAAGUCUAUACGAGAGACUGUGAAGCAUAUUCAUUCUCUAUUACUUCUGUAAAAAAAAACAUUUGUAUCAUCAAAACGAACUGAAAACAUAAGAAACAUAUUCAAACUCAAUAGUAUUGUAUGGUGAUGAACUUCAUUUUUGUUCUUGAUUUUUCAUGAUCACUAUUAAUUCUUUAUGUUUGCUUGAAAGUGAUCAAAAACAUAAGUCAGAUUUUGUUAUUAAGUGUGCCAGGUUAUACUAUGUUGACACCUAAUUGUAUCUCUUUUAUUAAAGCUGCACUACGUUGUAUUCUAGGACUUA